Messenger RNA from Nerophis lumbriciformis (worm pipefish), 5646 nucleotides. RefSeq names its product HscB mitochondrial iron-sulfur cluster cochaperone (gene hscb). Gene Ontology annotation, molecular function: ATPase activator activity; protein-folding chaperone binding. Gene Ontology annotation, cellular component: mitochondrion. Gene Ontology annotation, biological process: [2Fe-2S] cluster assembly; protein complex oligomerization. Lineage: Eukaryota; Metazoa; Chordata; Actinopteri; Syngnathiformes; Syngnathidae. The record is from RefSeq and is a predicted model, not a curated record.
CCAUUUCAGUAGGUGGCGCUAAUGCGCACCAGAAGGUUGCUUGGCAACCGCCAUUAAACCAAAGAACAAGAAAAAGCCACUUCCGGUCAUGUCUUACGUGUUGUUUUGAUUGCAAAACAGCCGGUAAGUAACCUGUUUUAUAUUCCAAAAUGAGGAUAUUAGGCUUCUUGAGAACGUCGGGUCUCACCCGGACAAGCUGGAUCCGACAAACAAGUCCAGUGGGCGGCGUGGAAGCUGUUCAAUGUAUGCGCUCAGCAAGGAAGGACUCAUGCCGCCGCAACGCCAACUUUGUAGGUUUUGGAGUAAAGUCAGAGAGGAUGUGCGACUUGAAGAAAGUCAGGUCGUAUAGAAGUUGCUCCACGCAGGCAGUGCGAGUGAAGUGUUGGAGUUGUAAAUAUCCUCUUCAUGACUCACCUGUGUUCUUCUGCUCGGCCUGUAAAGUAGUUCAGCCUCCUGGUGACGACGCGUCCUUCUUCAACAUCAUGUCCUGUGACGUCUCAUUCGCAGUGGACACUAAAGCACUGCAGAGAAGAUACUUGCAGCUGCAACGCUCCCUACAUCCUGACAACUUCAGCCAGAAAUCUGUGGAAGAACAAGAGUAUUCCCAACACCAGUCGGCCCUGGUCAACAAGGCCUACAAGACACUGCUGAAGCCUUUGAGUCGUGGCCUCUACAUGCUGGAGCUGGAGGGGAUGCGCAUCGACGAGGGCACGGAUUCCGGGGCGGAUGCUGACUUGCUGAUGGAGCUGAUGGAGAUCAAUGAAGCGCUGGCAGAGGCGCGGACGGCAGAAGAAGCCGAUAAGAUCAGCCGAGACACAAAAGGGAAACUCUCCGUUUUGACGGAGAAGAUAGACGCCGCCCUCCGUGCAGGAGAGCUCCACGCUGCCAAAGCACUGCUCGUCCAAAUGAAAUACUUCUCAAACAUUGAGGACAAAGUUAAGGACAAACUUUCUGACUUGAUGUAAUUGCUUUUUUUGUGUGUCACUUUGUAUUUCUAUCCACUAAAUUAUUCAUAAUAUGAUUUUUUUCGACAUUUAAAAGACUUCCUUGUGGUCUACAUAACAUGCAAUGGUGGUUCUUUCGUCAAAAUGUUGCAUAGAUUAUGUAUUACAGACCGAUUUCAAGCCGCAAUUUACCGAAAAUUCCGUACAACAAGCUGCUACUUUUUUCCUACACUUUGAAUCCUACGGCUUACAAAACAGUGCAGCUAAUUAAUGGGUUUUUUUCUGUGAAUUACCAUAAUGUUUUUUGUUCAAUAGUUUUUAUUAAACCCACGGAGAGGACUGAAAUGGUGUGUUAUUGUUUGUGUUACGAUGCCAUCUUUUGGACAAGUUUGCUCACUGCUCAAAAUGCACUUCUUUUUUUAAUGCCUUAAGCCGGAAGUAAAAUCGUCUAUAGCGUUCUGCUUGAAAGAAUUCUUCAUUUAUUACUCCAAGCAACGUUUGUACGAUUGACGACAUAUGUACCGUAUUUUCCGGACUAUAGAGCGCACCGGGAUAUAAAGUUAAAGUUAAAAGUUAAAGUACCAAUGAUUGUCACACACACACUAGGUGUGGCGAGAUUAUUCUCUGCAUUUGACCCAUCACCCUUGAUCACCCCCUGGGAGGUGAGGGGAGCAGUGGGCAGCAGCGGUGGCCGCGCCCGGGAAUCAUUUUGGUGAUUUAACCCCCCAAUUCCAACCCUAAGAUGCACCAACGAAAUUUUAGAAAGAAAAAAUAUGUUUCCAUAUAUUGGCCGCACCGGACUAUAAGCCGCAGGUAUAUACGUUGUAAAAUUACUUAUUUACACAGUAAAAUUCUGUAAAUGUUUCCAAACGGUGUCUGUUACACAGCAGUAAAAUGGCUGAUCAAACAAAACAGAGGUCAUCGUCAUGGACCCACUAGCUGCGGAAGCUAGCUCUCCAAUCAGUUAAACAGACUCAAUAACUCUACGAUGGACGUUUUGGUGAAUUUACUGAGGAAUUUAUGAAACUGAAACAACACAAAAAGAAUGCAGUUGUAAGUUAAUACUAACACAGACACUCGUAAGCUUGUUAGCAUAUUAACUAAUGCUAACAACGCUAGCGUCAGUUCUUUAAAAAAGCACGUACAAAUAUGCAUGGAAACAUUCCUUCAGACAUCACGCAUGAGACGGUUUAGUAAGUAUAAACAGUUUUAGUUAUAUUGUAAAACUUAUAAACGUUGCUUGGAGUGAUAAAUGAAGAAUCUUUACGAGUAAGAACGUUACAGACGGCGAGAAGACUAAACAACACUUUGAUUAAAAGAAAUAAAAGCCCUGCACGGUAAAUAGAACACUGCAGCACCAUAUUUUCAUUAUAGCCGCCAGCGAAGAAAAAUCCAUAAAUUAGCCGCUAUGUCUUAUAAACCGCAGGGUUCAAAGUGUAGGAAAACAUAGCGGCUUAUAAACAAUUCUUACCUUCUAAACCGUGGCAUGUGUGAUGUCUGUAGGAGUGUUUUCAUGCAUAGUUAUCUAUUGUAAUGUAAUGUGGCUAGCGUCGUUAGCAUGAGCUAAUAUGCCAACACGUCCACAAGUGUCUGUGUUAGUAUUAUUAACUUACAAUUUUAUUGUUUUUGUGUUGUUUCAGUUUCACAAAUUCCUCAGUAAAUUCACCAAAACGUCAGUGUGGAGUUAUUGAGUCUGUUUAGCUGAUUGGAGAGCUAGCUUGCCCAGCUAGCGGUCAGGCCGGUCAAAGCGACGUAAAAUCAGAAAACUCACAAAAUUGUAACAAACAUCCCAGUCCUCUACAUGUCACAACUACCAGUAAUGUUAAUAUGAGCAGACUAUCGUUAAAAACGGCUGUGCUAGGUCGUGGUAUCAUGCGACGUAUGUAUAUAUAUCCAUAUAUACAAGUCUCUGGCUUGUGCCUUCAUUACUGAAGGAAACACAACUCGACUUUUAUUCACAGAUUACGUGCAUUACUUGCAAAAACUUGCAAAAUGGCCGAAAUCUGUAGUUUUUCUCACAGAGAUCUCUAUGAUGAAUAGCGGAUGAAUACACAAUACAUUUAUUUUAAAUUGUAAUCCUGCUAGUAAGUGGCAUCUUUACAGUACAGUUUUCUGUAACUGUACAGGAUUAGUUUUAUUUUUGCAUCCUGAUUACAGAAACCUGAUUUAAUGAUAAUAGCCGAGUCAUGUACCUAUUGGGUGUUAUUGUGGCCUAUAUAAACCUAACCAGUGGUUUUCAGUGGCCUAGUGGUUAGAGUGUGCGCCCUGAGAUCGGUAGGUCGUGAGUUCCAACCCCGGCCGAGUCAUACCAAAGACUAUAAAAAUGGGACCCAUUACCUCCCUGCUUGGCACUCAGCAACAAGGGUUGGAAUUGGGGGUUAAAUCACCAAAAAUGAUUCCCAGACGCGGCCACCGCUGCUGCUCACUGCUCCCCUCACCUCCCAGAGGGUGAACAUGGGGAUGGGUCAAAUGCAGAAGACAGAUUGCACCACACCGAGUGUGUGUGUGACAAUCGUUGGUACUUUAACAUUAACUUUAACUUCUUUAACUGGGAGUGGCCCUAAAUCCUAACAUUCAUGCAGGCAUGGUCAUAUCGCUUUUCUUCACUGAAGGCCUUCCGACAUCCAUGUUAGGAUCAGUUCUAAGCCGCCUACAAGUUAGCUGGGAGGAUGUUUCAAAGUCUUUCAACCAUUUGUGUACCUCAUCUUCAUUUCAUUUGGGCCUUAAAUGUACCCUUUCCACAUGGGUGCAUACCAAAUGGUGGUAGAAAUAAAUAAAUAAAUAAAAAUAAAUAAUAGAGAAAGAAUGAAAUAAAGAAAAAUAAAUAAUAGAAAAAGAAAGAAAUAAAAGAAAUGAAGAAAUUAAAAUAAUAGAAAAAGAGAGAGAGAAAGAAAGAAACAUAAUAGAUAAUAGAAAUAAAAAGAAAGAAAGAAAGAAAAAGAAUAAAUAAUAGAAAAAGAAAGAGAAAGAAAGAAAGAAAAAUAAAUAAUAGAAAAAAGGAAAAAAUUAAGAAAGAAAAUAGAGAAAAAUAAUAGAAAAAUAAAUAAAGAAUGAUAGAGAGAAAAAAAGAAAGAAAGAACAAUAAUAAAUAAUAGAAAAAGAGAGAAAUAGAAGAAAGAAAGAAGGAAAAAUAAUAAUAGAAAAAGAAAGAAAGAGAGAGAGAGAGAGAGAGAGAGAGAGAAAAGAAAAAUAAUAAAUAGAAAAAGAAAGAAAGAAAUACAAAUAAUAAAUAAUAGGGAAAAAAAGAAAGAAAGAAUAAUAAAGAAAGAGAAAUCUUAGUGAAUGUCUAAUGUUGAGUACCUACAUUGUUUAACAACAUAUCAAGUGCAAUCAUCAGGUUCCUAAUAGUUUGUGAAGAAAACAUUACAUCUUGUGAAGAAGUACAUUUGUCAUGAUGACGACUGUCAGUGUGUACAUUCAUAGACAUCUUAUAAGUAUAAGUUGGCUGCUAUGACGCGAGAAAUUGGGCCGCCAUCUUGAAGUGGGGAUGAGGAGCCGGCGAGCAGCCUAAACUGACAGUUGACAGGUAGAAAACAAAGAUGGUGUUCAGCGUUUUCCUGCUCAAAUGAGCGGACUGUUGAAAAUAGGAAUCGGGGGAUUACUUUUCACAAGUAAGAUUUAACAUUAACGUACUAUUGGUUGUAUUUUGUGAAAAGAAUAUUACCACAGAGUUGAGAAGGAGCAAAGAUCUUCAAUAGUACUGAAAUUGUAGCCGCUAGCAAACAAGAGUAUGACCAUAAUAGAAUUGCUUGUCAAUGAAAUUAAUUACAUUUUAAAAUGUCAUACUUGAAUAACAUAAAGUUGAAAUAAAUGAUGAAGAUAAAGAUUGUAAAAGCCAACAGGGUUAAAAGUUAGGACCACAGUCCAGAUUGUGUAGGGGGGGUUGGGGUUUAUACAAGUCUAAAUUUAGUCUAGCUUUCCAACCCAAUUUUGUAAAAUUAAAACAAUCACUGUAAAUAUUAUCAUGUAAGGGAAAAAUGUAAUACAAAAUAUCAAUACAAAGUGUCAAGACAGAAUAAACUCUCUGCUGCUGUCUAUAGGUCCCUAAGAUAUAUAGAUAUCUAAUGUAUUCAUACAUUGUUUAUGUAGGAUAUAUGCAUGUGUAUAUAACCUAAUCAUAUUGUUUCUUCAACUUAAAAAUAGCUGACCGUUUUUUUCCCCCUUCUCUGGGAUUAUAUUCCCAGUUUUGAUCUCGGACGUCUGGUCAUUUAUAGCAUAUAAGAAUAUUAUAUUACUGUUAAGAAAACUAUGAAUAAUAAAACAUGUGUCCUUUAUCAUAGCUACACGUAUGACAAAAAAAACGUGUGAAAAUCAGUGGUAUUCAGUGAGGUAAGAUGAAUUAAAUGCGCUGACAGUUCAUUGCUCCUGCCAUAUGAAUUGCACUGAGUGGAGCGGAUCACCACUCCAAGAUGGCGGCCCCGCGUCUUGUCAGCGCCAGUAGGCAGUAGCGCUCGAUGCUGCGUCUACUUAUAAGAUGUCUAUGUGUACAUUUGUCAUGAUGAUGACUGUCAGUGUGUACAAUUGUCAUGAUGACUGUCAGUGUGUACAUUUGUUAGAGUAGGCUAACCCAUGUGGUUCCUGUGGAUGUGAACACAAGUUGUAAUUACUGUAGUAACUAAAUAACACAGUGACUAAAACAGACAUAGUGAUUCAUUUGGAUGAUUGUAUUUAUGUCAACUCUGUUGAACAUUUUUCAAUUAUU